AUGCCAGGCAUUAAAUCCUUUCUAGCUUCAACCUUCGGUCUCGUUUAUUUCAUAGGAAGCUCAUUCGUGUCGGCAGCGACAUAUAGCAACGAGUUCGCAAGUUGUGUAUCAACGACUUAUGUACUAAGUACGAAUCCUGCAAGUAUUUCAACUGCCAACGCGGCUUCCUGUGCCAACUAUUGCUACGGCACUAAUACGGCAUAUAAGUACUCUGCAUGGCAAUCGACCACUCAAAGGUGUGGAUGUGCAAUCAACACUUUUGCAGCUAGUGCAACCGUCACUGGUAAUUCGGGAGGUUGUGGCGCUAAUUAUGAAGUAUGGAUCACCCAUACGACAUUCGAUUUUUCAUAUUGUAUUCAAAAUUAUGCUGUGGACACCAGCCGAGCACUCGUCCAAUCGUCAACGACAGAUUUUGCCUCGAUAUUCUCAACUUGUGCUGCUUAUGGGAAUAUCGCUAUCUACCCUACUACAACCAGUACUUACUUGUAUUCAUGUGGAUUCGGCUACACACCAGUAGACCCAACUACUACCUGUGGACGAAAUGUCAACCGUAUUUACUUCCAUCCGGCAGACGCUACGGCUUCGGGGUUAUCUCGCAGAGCGAGUGCAGCGAAACGUCGACUACCUGGACAAGAGCAUGUCAAGUCGUUCUGGUGCCCUAAGAGCAUGACGGCCUGUCAACUGGAGAAUGACCCAGCAAGCUACGAGUGUAUCGAAACUGAGAGCGAUCUGGAAUCAUGUGGUGGAUGUCUGCAUGGGGCGUAUAGUCCACCCGGUCAUCUCAACUCCACCAGUACGAUCGGUAAAGACUGUUCAUCAAUGUAUGGUGUAUCAAUGGGUCAUUCCUCCUGUAUCGAUGGACAAUGUCAAUUUGAUUGCAUGCGAGGCUGGAAGCACGCUGGUGACCAAUGCGUCAAAGCUUAG
Kwoniella botswanensis is the source of this 924-nucleotide messenger RNA. RefSeq lists its product as uncharacterized. Bases 1 to 924 code for a protein of 307 amino acids. The record is from RefSeq and is a predicted model, not a curated record. Lineage: Eukaryota; Fungi; Basidiomycota; Tremellomycetes; Tremellales; Cryptococcaceae. The transcript has 7 exons.